Messenger RNA from Candoia aspera, 4773 nucleotides. RefSeq names its product acyl-CoA synthetase short chain family member 3 (gene ACSS3). Gene Ontology annotation, cellular component: mitochondrial matrix. NCBI's taxonomy places the organism in Eukaryota, Metazoa, Chordata, Lepidosauria, Squamata, Candoiidae. The coding region runs from base 1418 to 2752 and encodes 444 amino acids. The record is from RefSeq and is a predicted model, not a curated record. Gene Ontology annotation, molecular function: propionate-CoA ligase activity. The transcript is spliced from 14 exons.
GUAAUAUUCAGCAAUUACAGUAUUAAAAAGAAAGAGUUCCUACAGCUCCUGAGCUAGUGCUUGACUACGUUGCAGUUGAUUAUGUUGUGGCUAAUUCUUGUUUUUCUCUAAACUAACAGUAUUCAGAAGGUAUAGUUUAAAGGUAGGAGUAAAAGGGAAUGAAGUUUUUUUCAGAUUCUGGAGGGGAUAUUUAAUUUGGGUGUUAGCUGCAGAAUAAAAUUAAACUUGGUUAUAUCAUUUUCUUCAUACUGUCCUUGUAGUCUCUUUUUGUUCUUUCUAUCCCAGUGAAAUGUUGGAAAGAAAGGAUGUAAAAGGGCCCAGGACUCUUUCUUCUGCCCAUCUGUCUGUCCAUCAGCAGGAUAACUUUCCAAAACCAGAACAGAACAAGAUCAAAUAUUAUGUGGGUGAGAAGCCAACAAAAGGAAGUUGGGCCAGAUUUGGCCAGGAAUUGCAGAGGAAAAUAAAGCAACCCCCCCCCCGCCCCCAAUCUAUCUAAUGCAUCUCUAUAGGAGAGGCAGCUGGGCAGAGUCUUGGAAUGUUACUGACUGUUGCAUUCUAAGCCCCCUUCCUUAUUACAUGAUCCAAAGCAGAGUAUAUGUAGCCCACAUUGUACUUCUCUAUGCAGACAUGCAAAUAGACACAGUUGCAGUUUGAGGGGAAAGGAGAAACACAGAGAUACAACAAAUACACACUUACCCAGAUUUUACACACUGAGGCAACAUGUAUGCAUACACCCUGUUCACCGUAAUAGCAAUUACUUUCUCUUGUGAACUUUGCCAUUUGUACAGGGUAAGUUAGUCUUUAGACUGAAGGACGUUUUGAACUAACUUCAGGAAAGACUUAGUGGGUUAGUGAACUUUUGCAUUAGAGUGUAUGUCUAAUAAGGAAGCUUUAAAAUUGGGAUUUAUAUGGCAUUACUAGUAAUGGUUACAGUUUGAAAAAAUCUAAAUCUGUAUUUGAUGUAAUGAGGAAAAUACUGCUAGGUUAGGCAAAAGAUAAAGAAAUAACGAGUUCAGACCUUUCUUCAGGCUGAUUACUUUUAGUUUUUUAAUGUGUAGGGAUGCACUAACUAUUGGGAAAAAAUAAAAAAGUUAUUAAUUUAAAUUUAAUAACAACAUAUUUAUGCCACAAGGCAAUGAAUCCAAGAAUUAAAACAACUUAUAAUCACAUAAAUAAAUACAAGUUAUUCUUUUGUCUUGCUGCAAAUACAUGUACGUCUUUUUUUCUCCUUAAACAAAUAUGUGUUUAUGCAUGUACUUUCUACAUGUAAAUGUGGGGGAAAGAUCCUGGGCUUCUUCAGUGAUGAGUGGAUUCUUAACCUGUGGAGAAGGAGCCCAAACUGGUUGUAACAUCCACAUUUGGAAUAGAACCUGGAAGAAAAGUGGAAUAUGUGCCACUUCUAGAAAAAGCAUUGGAGAUGAUCAAUCACCAACCAAAGAGAGUUCUGAUUUAUAGGCGACCUAAUAUGGAAGCUGUUCCUCUUAAACCAGGACUUGAUUUGGACUGGGAUGAAGAAGUGGCCAAAGCAAAGCCAUGUGACUGUAUUCCUGUUCUUUCAGACCAUCCGCUUUAUAUUCUUUAUACCUCAGGAACUACUGGUACACCCAAGGGUAUUGUCAGAUCAACAGGUGGCUAUGCAGUUAUGCUAAACUGGACCAUGUCAGCUAUAUAUGGACUUAAGUCUAAAGAGGUCUGGUGGGCUGCAUCUGAUUUAGGCUGGGUGGUUGGUCAUUCUUACAUUUGCUAUGGACCUCUUCUGCAUGGGAAUACAACAGUUUUAUAUGAGGGAAAACCUGUAGGGACUCCAGAUGCAGGUGCUUUUUUCCGUGUGCUGGCAGAACAUGGAGUAGCUGCCCUUUUUACUGCACCAACGGCAAUUAGAGCAAUCCGUCAACAGGACCCUGAGGCUGUCCUGGGGAAACAGUACAGUCUGACAAGGUUCCGAACAUUAUUUGUAGCUGGUGAGCGCUGUGAUGUGGAUACAUUAGAAUGGUGCAAAAAAAUUUUCAAGGUACCAGUUUUGGAUCAUUGGUGGCAAACUGAAACAGGCUCUCCGAUAACAGCUUCCUGCAUUGGCUUAGGAAACUCUUUAAUGCCUCCUCCAGGACAGACAGGAAAAUUGGUACCAGGAUACAAUGUUGUGAUUCUGGAUGACAACAAGCAACCUGUAAAAGUGAGGACACUAGGAAACAUUGUGGUGAAGUUGCCUUUACCACCAGGAGCCUUUUUGGGUCUUUGGGAAAAUGAAGAGCUUUAUAAAGAAUUAUAUUUCCAAAAAUUUCCGGGGUAUUAUGAUACUAUGGAUGCAGGGUAUAUGGAUGAAGAAGGCUAUCUAUAUGUCAUGUCUCGUGUGGAUGAUGUGAUAAAUGUUGCAGGCCACAGAAUUUCAGCAGGUGCAAUUGAAGAGGCUGUUCUCUCCCAUAAGGCUGUGGCAGACUGUGCAGUUGUUGGCCAAGAGGAUUCAUUAAAGGGCCAUGUUCCUCUAGCAUUGUGUGUCCUAAGAAAUGGAGUUGAUACUGAAGAGGAAAAGCUUUUAGAAGAAAUUGUUAAACGAGUUAGAGAAGAUAUUGGUCCUGUGGCAGCAUUUCGGAAAGCAGUAUUUGUGAAACAGAUACCAAAAACACGUUCUGGCAAGAUACCACGAUCAGCUCUUUCUUCCCUCGUGAAUGGGAAGCCAUACAAGAUAAGCCCAACUAUUGAGGAUCCUGCUGUGUUUAAACAUGUAGAAGAAGUGCUAAAGACAUUAAAGUAACAUUUAACAACCACUAAAAUGUAAGAAAGACCUGUAAUACUUACUGCAGUUUAUUAUGCCAGAAAUAUAAUUUUUAAAAUAUUGAUUUUAUUCCUGUAAAUGUGUUACUGAAUCUUAGAUCACAGUAACAAAUAAUAUUGAGCUGGCAGUGUAAAUUUUAUAAUGACUUACUCAGAUGGUUUAAAAUCUUUAUGGUAAUUAAAAUUGUAUAAGCAAAUAUUUAUAAUAUACAUAUCGGUCUUAAAUACAGUGCAAAAGAUGACAUAAUAUAAAUUCUGUUAAAAUUAAGUUUGUUUCCAUCCAGGACAAGAAUUAAUCUUAGCCCUUAAUGCUUAUUUUGUCUGAAACAGCCAUGCUUGCAUUGAAGCUUUUUAAGUAACUCAACUUUCAUGGCUAAAAUUUGUUGUAGUUUUAAGAAGACAUGCAGAUUUAAAGUGUGAGUACUGUAAUAAGGUAAAGAAAAGGAUUGCUAAGGCAGUUAAUGAUUGAGGUAUUUGCAAGAUCCUGUAAUUUGGGCCUACCAGUGGCUGCUGAAUUAACUGAGGCUGUUAAACACCUCAGCCGUGUAAAGUUUUCAUUUGCAGCUAGACAGGAAACAGUGAAUGCAAAUGUUUUUAGGCUAUGGAAAAGCUCAGAAGAAGCUCUUGAGGGCUGCAUGGGUAGAGAGAGCUUUUUCCACAAAGGUCAUAGCCACUGGCUAACCCAUAAUCCUUACUGACAAAUUGUAUUCCUAUCUCCCAUUGUCUUUUUCCAUUACUACACAUAACUUUCUUGUAAGGUUCUAUUUUCAUGGGCAACUGAGUUAUCUGGCAGAGAAGCUGAGAACAGGAAGAAUUGGGCUGCUCGAGUAUGUUCUGCUUGAGUGCUGAAGCAGCCCAACUGAUUUUAAAAAAUGGAUUGUGUUGUCUUGCUUAUGACUCUACCUCAUAGAAUCCUUUAAGAAACAGAACAGGGUUUGUGCAUCAGCCCUUCAAGUUAGUCCAGACCAGGAAACCAAAACCAAGAAUACUAAUACUACCUUUAUUGUAUACCAACAGAAUCUUGCAAGUCUGAAAGUGCUCCCCAACUUUAUGUUCCAGAGAACUAGGGAGGGUCAAUUUUGAGAUGCUUUCUUCAUCACCCAUUCCUGCUUUGGACUCAAAUUUCUCUUAUCAGACCACUGUCUAGGCUGUGGCUCUUCCUCCCUUCUCUCAAGGUUAUUCUCAUAGCCCAUUACAGUGUCUUUGGCUGUGUAGUAUGCCAUAAGCUAUGAAUAGAAGUUUAAGGAAGAAAAUAAAUCUCAGAUUCAGAAUGACCAGAUACUCAUAGUAAAUAAUAAUUUGUAGCCACAUACAAUUUUCAGUUAGAAAGCAAACAAAAAAGGACAAUAAAUCUCAGAAAUAUUGCCCCCUAGUGCUAAAAAAUUAAGAAACACAUGGUCUCUAAAAUUGUAAAAAAAUCCAAAUUAUUUUAAACGCUGUUUAUAAACAGACAUGUUUGGCUUUAACCACUUGGUUCUCAUGGGGAAUAAUCUUUUGACCAUCCUUCAUUCACAGUGUUGUUUGUUAUCUACAGUGUGAUAAUUUAAUUAUCACUAUAAUGAAAUUAGGUAAGGCUCUUUUCAUAUUAUGGGGGUGGGGGAGUAUUUAUCAUUGAGGUGUUCUGUUGCUAUAAUACCUGAAAGCAUUUCUUGCAUCUACCUACACACAUGUGCAUAGCCUGAAAUGUGAAAGGAGAGGAAACAUCACCAAAGGGUUUUUUUGUGGGGUGGGUGGGUAUCAAGCACCAUAUUCUGUUAGGAGUAAUCUGAUGGGGCCUUCCAUGUAGUGAUGGUAUUUGGAGGGGAUUUCUUUCAUUCUGACACCCUCUUUUGUUUUUCUUAGAAAGCUGCUAGAAAACAGAUAGAUUACAUUCAAUUGUCUAAACUAUUUGCUUGCAAAGAAUUUUGAAAUCAGGGGAAGAGCUGUGCUAUUAAGAUGAGGGUACAUGUUGUUCAACCUGCUUGCAUGUAAGUCAGUAAAAAAUGUUUCAUUAAAAAUAAA